This is a messenger RNA of Gaeumannomyces tritici R3-111a-1, 1401 nucleotides long. RefSeq lists its product as hypothetical. The record is from RefSeq and is a predicted model, not a curated record. The transcript has 3 exons. Lineage: Eukaryota; Fungi; Ascomycota; Sordariomycetes; Magnaporthales; Magnaporthaceae. The coding region runs from base 1 to 1401 and encodes 466 amino acids.
AUGAUCGAUGGCGUCUUGAAGAUGCUGGGGCCGCCAAAAGGUCGGGGAAACGAGGGCCAUGCGGCAGUGGCUUGGAUUCCUAGUGCACAUUCGGUCGAAUCCACAAGCCGCGCUGCCUACCUCUAUCAUGCAGGCGCAUUAACACCAAAUCUGAAUGCGGCUUUAAUGUGUCUCCGCCGUGAAAAUUCAGGGAGGUCCUUGUGGGUUGAUGCCAUCUGCAUCGACCAGGCCAACAACGAGGAAAAUAAUCACCAGGUCGGCCAGAUGGGCACUGUUUACAGCUCCGCCGGAAGGGUCCUAUUUUGGCUGGGCCCAUCGAGCACAGAAACCCAAUGUCUCUUGGGCUUAGCGGAACACCUCCACGGAAAAGCGGUGCAGAGACAACCAGCCAAGGGACAGAGCUCGCUGGAGCUUUGGCGGCUGGCGUGGGAUGAGGUCUCGCAGGAGGCCGGGGAGGAGCCAACACAACUGCAGCACGCGCGGACACGGGAGCUCCAACGGCCGCUCGACCGGGCGUGGUUCCGUCGCGUUUGGGUUGUCCAAGAGGUGGCUCUUGCAAAACGGGUAGAUGUCGUGUGCGGUCGACUUUCAGGCGCUGGCAUCGGCCUUUUCCCUUCAGCCAGGCUUUAUGGGGGUCAAGGUGCCGCUGCGGGUUCAGGCCUUAUUGGGCGCGAUGCCGGGGGCCUCUUCGCGAGAACGAGACAUCAUGGUGGAGAGAAGAGCGGGAAUUCGGCACAGCCGUCACAAAAUUCGCAGAAAGUAAAGCAUCACUAUCACCUAGGUCAAAUAUCCGCACCGCUUGAAAGGUAUGCGGGCCGAUGGAACCCCAAGGAACUCCCGCCAGCAUCUAUACACAAGAAGGCAGCUUUUCAUCUCCUCGCGGCUGGCCAGAAGAUCGUCGAAAAGCAGCACACACCUAGUAGCAGAGUCUAUCAUCUGCUAACCAGAAGCGAAUCUCUACUCAUGUCUCAAUGUAUCUUGAGCUACAUCGAGUUUAUGCUGAAGUGCCACGUUCAGGCUGCUCCUCGGGUAUGCCAUCGAGUGGGAAUCUCGACCAUGUUUACGGAUAGCCCCUUAGCAAGAAGUCUCGAUAUGACAAGGGCGGAUCCGGACGGGCAUCGUGUGUGCAUCUCAACACCGCCGUUCGUCACGACAAGCCAGGGACACCACGAGGUGGCUAGGCCGUCUUUGCACGUAUAUCGAGACGACAUCGUUGUGGACGGAGUAUACUGCCCAGUGCCGUGUUCUACGGUGUUACUACCUUAUACUGCAGCAGCCACGGAUGGAAAGGACGCUGUGGACGUACUCCAAGUAUCGGAGGUAGUGACUCAUCGUGCCUCCUCACGUGCAGGUGCAUGGCUCGUACAUGCUAUACAUCCGGUCGUCCGCCCACAAAAUUAG